Messenger RNA from Plectropomus leopardus (leopard coralgrouper), 3576 nucleotides. NCBI's taxonomy places the organism in Eukaryota, Metazoa, Chordata, Actinopteri, Perciformes, Serranidae. The record is from RefSeq and is a predicted model, not a curated record.
ACCCAGCAGUGGAGGAUGUCAGCGGAGGCCGAGCUCCAGCCGGGUGUCAAAACCAGCCAGCGAAAGGAGUCCAGGAGGAUCAAAGGUCAGGACCGCAGUGAGGCGGGGCUUAUUAAGCGUUUCCGUGGAGAUGGCGUGCGCUACAAGGCCAAGCUGAUCGGGAUUGAUGAGGUGACAGCGGCGCGCGGGGACAAGCUGUGCCAGGACUCCAUGAUGAAGUUGAAGGGAAUGGCGUCCUCGGCACGUUCCAAAGGGGAGCACAAGCAGAGAGUGUUCUUGACGGUCUCUUUCGGCGGGAUCAAGAUUUACUGUGAAAGAUCAGGGGUGCUUAUGCAUCACCACUCAGUCCACGAGAUCAGCUACAUCGCCAAAGACACCAGGGACCACCGGGCAUUUGGUUACGUCUGUGGGAAGGAGGGCCACCACAAGUUUGUGGCCAUCAAGACUGCGCAGUCGGCGGAGCCUCUCAUCAUCGACCUGCGCGACCUCUUCACGCUCAUCUACGACAUUAAACAGCGGGAGGAGAUGGAGAAGAAGGCCCAGAAGGACAAACAGUGUGAGCAGGCAGUCUACCAGACCAUCCUGGAGGACGAAGUGGACGAUCCAGUUUACCAGUACAUAGUGUUUGAGGCUGGACACGAACCCCUCCGUGGCCCCCAGUCAGAGGAGAGCGUUUAUCAGGUCCCAACCAGUCAGCAGAAGGAAGGGAUCUAUGAUGUCCCAAAACGCCAUUUCAUGACUAACAUUAACCACUUUGAUCUUUUCGGCGACAUGUCCACUCCUCCCUCAAUGCCCCCAUCACCUGCCAACACACUGGACCCCAGCAGGAGCAGCCGCCAGCAGCAACACACUCCUGCUGAGUUGUACGCCCCCUUCAGCCCCACCUCCGUGCCGUCAGGUUAUAUGACCAUGGGUCCGGUGCAGGCAGCUCAGUGGGCGCAGCAGCCGUUUCCUGGCCAGGCCCAGACUCUGGCCUUCCCUGUGCAGGGGCCCCUCCAGGUGGCUCAGGUCCUCCCCGGUGGUCAGCCGGUCAUCUGGAGCCAGGCCAACAUUUUUCCGGCCACUCAGCAGCAGUGGGCGGCCAUGGCGGCCUACAUGCCGGCCCAGACCGUGGGCGUGGGAGGGCACGCCAUACCAGCUGCCAUGCUGCAAGGCCUGGUACCCAUUACCACCAUGUGCCCCCAAGCCUGCGACAUAUCAGCCCCUUCCUCUGCCAUCACCAGCCCCCAGCACACGGCGGACCCCACCUUGCUUCAGAGGCAGCUCAGCCUGGGGAAGGAAGGCCUCGCCGUGGACUCAGAUGCAGGUGAGGGCCCCUCUACAUCAGGAGCCGCAGCAGCAGGUGUGGGACCUGGCGUAGCGUCAGCAGCAGUGAGCAGGUGUGGGACCCCAGGCCUCAUGACUGUACCGGACACACUGGUCUGCAGUCAGCUGCUGCCACCUUCAGCUGCUGUGACCCAGGAAGAGGAAGGGAGCUGUAGUGACCUUGAUCUCUCUAGGAUGACCUUGAGCCCAGGUACAUCCACAUCACCGUCUACUGAAUCUCCAUCCACUCCAGCGCCUCAGCAGAGCUCAUCUUCGGACUGCCCCCCCUCCCAGGCCAGUGACCCCCCCACGGAUCACUCCCCUGUAGACCCGGAGGGAAACGCCAGCAACACUAAGGAGGAAGACUCAGGCUCUGUUGUUGCAAGGUCGAUCUCUCCGGCGCCCAGUGGAGCUCCUGAUCCUCCGCAGGAUCAGACCUUUGUAAGCAUGCUUCCUGUGGUGACACGGAUGAGUGCGCUCAGUUUGCAGAGCUAUGUACUCUAUGUUGCCUUGAGCUUGGUGCUGCUAAGUGAAGUUGGCGUCACCACAGCGAGCGAUGAGGGGCCCGGUGUUCGUGAAACUCGGUCGGUGGGCGAUGAGGUGGUAGUUCAUCCAGUGGACUGUGUUUUAUCAGAGUGGAGCUCGUGGUCGCGCUGUGACACCUGUCAGAAAAAAAGAUUUCGCUAUGCUAAACUUGAGCAGCCGUCCCAGUUUGGAGGGCAGCCGUGCAAUUUUCACGGCAGGGAGGAGGAGGCCUGUAAGGUUCCAACCCGCUACACCUGCGACAACGUUCCUCUGUGUGAGGGAUUCCUCUGCACCCAAACAGGUCGCUGUAUUCCCAGGACUCUGCAGUGUAGCGGGGAGGAUGACUGUGGGGACAUGUCAGAUGAAGCCGGCUGUAAGAAGGUUUCCAAGCCCUGCAGGGAGGAAGCUGAAGAGUAUUGGGGAAUUGAAAACCUUGCCAAAGGGAUCAACAUUUUGAACAGUAACCUGGGGGGAGUGGUGCUUGAUAACAGAUACUACGCUGGCAGCUGCUUGCCUCACUACAUCCAGGAUGUCAGAUUCAGGAAGCCUUAUAACCUGCAACAGUACACAGUGCAGACAAAAGGCUCAUAUGAUUUCACCAUGGAGUCUUUUGAGUCAUACUCUAACUACAGGGAGCACACCAUAAAUGAGCGCAUGUCCCAAACCGUUGUUUCCUUUGGCUUCGCCAUUCCGGGGAUAGUUGAAUUUGGCUUCAACCAUAAGAAUUCCAAAUACACCAGAGCAGAAAAGAAGAUUCGCCGUGCAUCAGGCAAGACUAACAGCUUUGUGAGGGCCAAAGCUGAACUGGAGUUGGCCCAGUACAUGCUGAAGUCAGAUGAUUUGAUGCUGCACCCUGAGUUCCUGCAGCGCCUGCGCUCCUUGCCACAGACCUACGUUUACGGGGAAUACAGACAGAUCUAUAGGGACUACGGCACACACUACAUCACAGAGGCUGCCCUUGGAGGAGACUUUGAGCACACCAUCAUCCUCAACAAGGAGAAGCUCGCAAAAACAGAUUAUACUUUAGACGACUACAAACGCUGUACACAGUCAGGCCUCAAGGUCGGGGCCAACAUUUUCGGCGUUUAUGUGUCUGCUGGUGUUCACGGUGGAUCCUGUAAUGGCCUGCUGAAUGAGAUGGGAGAGGACACUGAGCACGGCAGCAUGGUGGAGGACUUUUUUGCAAUUGUCAGGGGUGGAAGUAGUGAAUCCAUCACUGCUUUGGUGUCUAAAAAGCUUCCGACCCCGCAGCUGAUGGGGCUGUGGGGUGAAAGCGUGCGUUUUAACCCUGACUUCAUUCGCCAAACAACACGGCCGCUGUAUGAGCUGGUGACCUCCAGGGACUUCUUCCAUGAUGCCACCCUGAAGAGAAACCUGAAGAGAGCGCUGUCAGAGUACCUGGAGGAGAAUAGUCCAUGUCGAUGUGCGCCCUGUAAAAACAAUGGAAAGGCUGUUUUGAGAGGGACCAGGUGUGACUGUGUGUGUCCGACUGGAUACUCUGGACAAGGCUGUGAGAUCACAAAUAGACGAAAAGAUAUAGCCACCGAUGGCAGCUGGAGCUGCUGGGGUGCGUGGUCAUCCUGCAGUGGAGGAAAAAAGACGAGGAGUCGACAGUGUAACAAUCCAGCACCCAGCGAUGGAGGCCUGGCAUGCAGAGGACUGCAGCAAGAGUCCACCGAUUGUUUUUAAAAUUGUCUCAAUAGCCCUGACAUAAAGAUUUAUAAGUAAAAUCCUCAUUUAAAAAUA